GGCAGCCCCGGAAGUGCAGGGCGGGGUGCAGGAGGGUAGUGGUGACUGCGCAGCCUCUGCAGUCCCUGUCGGGGCUCGUAUUCGCCCCCGCUGCCGGGUCGUUGGUCAGGUCUCCGCUCUGCCGCCCGAAGCUUCGCUGCUUCCCACGUGCGACCGGUCGGGGGUGGGGCGGCGGCUCGGCAGAGUCGCCCUCGGGGUUGGAGAGACUCGGGUUUCGGGCUGAGCGAGCGCAGCUUUUCGGAGGAGGUCGUGCCCGGCCUGAACCGCAAAUGUUGGGUUGCCACACCAUGCAGCCCUUACAGCGUGUCCUCCCACUGAAGAGGCGUUUAAAGUGGGGGCCCGUAGCCUCUGUGUCCUGGAUGCUGCCCAGGAUCUUCAGGGCACAUGGCAGUCUUCCCAGCACUGCCUGCCCCAGUCCAGAGAAACCUCUGGAGGAUGGAGCUCAGAAGGAUUUCACUACCAGACUGGCCACUGGACCAGACUUUCAGUAUUUUUUAAGUACUUCAACUCCUCAAGAAAAGCUGUCUCAUUCAGAUGUGGAAGACCCACCCCCCUAUCUCAGUGUGAAUGAACUUCUAGGAAGACAGAGAAAAGUCUAUUUUGAAACCUAUGGCUGCCAGAUGAAUGUGAAUGACACAGAGAUAGCCUGGUCUAUCUUACAGAAGAGCGGCUACCUUCGAACCAGUAAUCUCCAAGAGGCUGAUGUGAUCCUCCUUGUCACAUGCUCUAUCAGGGAGAAGGCUGAACAGACCAUCUGGAGCCGGUUAAAUCAGCUUAAAGUCCUGAAGACAAAGCGGUUCCGCUCUGCAGUGCCUCUAAGGAUUGGGAUUCUAGGAUGCAUGGCUGAGAGGUUGAAGGAGGAAAUUUUCAAUAGAGAGAAAGUGGUGGAUAUUUUGGCCGGUCCAGAUGCGUAUCGGGACCUUCCUCGGUUGCUGGCUGUUGCUGAGUCAGGCCAGCAAGCUGCCAAUGUGCUUCUUUCUCUGGAUGAGACGUAUGCUGAUGUCAUGCCAGUCCAGACAAGCCCAAGUGCUACUUCUGCCUUUGUGUCUAUCAUGCGAGGCUGUAACAACAUGUGCAGCUACUGUAUUGUUCCUUUUACGCGUGGCCGGGAGAGGAGUCGGCCUGUUGUUUCCAUUCUUGAAGAAGUGAGGAAGCUUUCUGAUGAGGGAUUGAAAGAGGUAGUACUUCUUGGUCAGAAUGUGAAUAGCUUUCAAGACACUUCAGAGAUCCAGUUCAACAGUGCAUUGUCCACCAAUCACAGCCGUGGUUUUUCUGCCAAUUAUAAAGCCAAGCAAGGGGGUCUUCGUUUUGCUCACCUUCUGGAUCAAGUCUCCAGAAUAGAUCCUGAGAUGAGGAUCAGAUUCACCUCUCCCCACCCCAAAGACUUUCCUGAUGAGGUUCUGCAGCUGAUUCAUGAGAGAGAAAACAUUUGUAAACAGCUCCACCUGCCAGCGCAGAGUGGAAGCAGCCGGGUGUUAGAGGCCAUGCGGAGGGGAUAUUCAAGAGAAGCUUAUGUGGAGUUAGUCCAUCAUAUCAGAGAGUCUAUUCCAGGUGUGAGUCUCAGUAGCGAUUUCAUUGCUGGCUUUUGUGGUGAGACAGAGGAAGAUCACCUCCAAACAUUGUCCUUGCUUCGGGAAGUUCAGUACAACGUAGGCUUCCUUUUUGCCUAUAGCAUGAGACAGAAAACACGUGCAUAUCACAGACUGAAGGACGAUGUCCCAGAAGAAGUCAAAUUACGGCGUUUAGAGGAACUCAUCACUGUCUUCCGAGAAGAAGCAACAAAAGCCAACAAGACAGCUGUGGGUUGUACCCAGCUGGUGUUAGUGGAGGGGCUUAGUAAGCGCUCUUCCACUGACCUGUGUGGCCGAAAUGAUGGAAACCUGAAGGUGAUCUUCCCCGAUGUAGAGAUGGAGGAUGCCACCAACUCUGGGCUCAGAGUCAGAGCUCAGCCUGGGGACUAUGUUCUGGUGAAGAUCACAUCUGCCAGUUCUCAAACACUUAAAGGACAUGUUCUGUGCAAGACCACACUAAAGGAUUCCUCAGCAUAUUGCUGAUCCGAACAGAUGGCCUCAAGAGCUGGUGUGGACAGUUUUCCCUGACAGGAAGAGACAGAGGAUUGGUCAGUAAGGAAAGAAGUCACAGAGCUGCGGAGACAGACUACCAGUGGUGAAGCAAGUUGUGUCGAAUGGAAGAUACUACUCUUUGUUGGACCUGAGUAGCUUUUACCAUCACUAAAACUUAACAAACACGGCUCCUUUGGCUUUGUUUGAGUUUAUUUUUGAUUUGGUUUGCAAUUCUGAGAUUCUGAAAUUCCCAAGUUAGUUUCUUUUGUGGAUACUGCUAACCUUUUGGUUUUUCUCUCCUGGACCCUAAGAACUAAAGACUGAAGGAGACAAAGGUGGAGAGAACUAUUUGCUUGUAAAAUCUGCUUUGGAUCAUUUUAAUGAUUUCAUUUAACUGCAUUGCCUCAGCUUUCUGCCUCUUUAUUUUGUAUUCAUGUUUUGCCAGAGGAUUAUUCUCAUAGACCAGUUUUUUAGCUGGAAAUUAACUCAUUGUCUUCAGGUCUGACGCACAUCGAAAUUUUGGAGAAUAUUACUUUUGAAUAGACUCCGGGCAUUUAUUCUUGGCCCCCUCACUGCUGAAAUUAUGUCAUACUGUGGGUAAUAUGAAGAAAAAUUUAUAAAAUGGAUCAUGUAGAAUA
Messenger RNA from Erinaceus europaeus (western European hedgehog), 2701 nucleotides. RefSeq names its product CDK5 regulatory subunit associated protein 1 (gene CDK5RAP1). Gene Ontology annotation, molecular function: 4 iron, 4 sulfur cluster binding; tRNA-2-methylthio-N(6)-dimethylallyladenosine(37) synthase activity. Gene Ontology annotation, cellular component: cytosol; mitochondrion. The record is from RefSeq and is a predicted model, not a curated record. The coding region runs from base 270 to 2054 and encodes 594 amino acids. The transcript is spliced from 14 exons. NCBI's taxonomy places the organism in Eukaryota, Metazoa, Chordata, Mammalia, Eulipotyphla, Erinaceidae. Gene Ontology annotation, biological process: tRNA modification; negative regulation of cyclin-dependent protein serine/threonine kinase activity.